This is a messenger RNA of Scutellospora calospora, 151 nucleotides long. The record is from the annotation of a GenBank genome assembly. NCBI's taxonomy places the organism in Eukaryota, Fungi, Glomeromycota, Glomeromycetes, Diversisporales, Gigasporaceae.
AUGAAGCAAUUUCAAACUUCGCAAAUAAAAUUAUGCCCGAUCAUGGUCAUGAAAUUGAAGAUUUUCAAUAUCAUACUUGGAAUGUAACUAAUUGGAGAAAUUUAGAAAGGAGAUUAACAGGUCCCGAAUUUGAGGCUGGCGGUUGGAAAUG